This is a messenger RNA of Perca fluviatilis (European perch), 2146 nucleotides long. RefSeq names its product LYR motif-containing protein 5A-like. The record is from RefSeq and is a predicted model, not a curated record. Gene Ontology annotation, biological process: respiratory electron transport chain. Gene Ontology annotation, cellular component: mitochondrion. The transcript is spliced from 3 exons. The coding region runs from base 170 to 427 and encodes 85 amino acids. Lineage: Eukaryota; Metazoa; Chordata; Actinopteri; Perciformes; Percidae.
CGAAGAAGUACUCUUAUUGUCCAUACAUUGUGUUGUCGCAGGUAAGACAAAGAAAAGGAUUCGUGUCUUCAUUGUUGUACCGUUUGAGUAACUCCACCCAACAGAAGAACACGAGUAAAUAUGACAGCACCGUUUUAAAUGGAGUGUGAAAGGCCACCUGGUUUCUGACAUGGCCAACCCUUUCAGGGGUCAGGUUAUCAAACUUUACAGAACUCUGCUGUAUCUUGGCCGUGACUACCCCCAGGGAUCAGCUUAUUUCAAAGAGCGCCUGAAGUCCGCUUUCAUGAAGAAUAAAGACGUGACAGACCCUGAUAAGAUCCAAAAGCUGGUAGCCCGUGGCAACUGUCUCAUCAAGGAACUGGAAGCUAUGUGUUUCCUCAGGAAAUAUCAAGUCAUGAAGAAGAAGUAUUGCCAAACAAAAAAAUAAUCACACAGUUAUCCUUCAGGGUGGGAGGAGAGUACAGUCAAUGUGUUAAUAUUUAAUGUAUCAUAUUUUGUAUCAGUGUUAUUUUCACACGUACCUCUAUCAAUGAGAUUCAGUACACAUUACUCUGCAGAAAUGACCCAACAAUUGCCCUUAGAUAAAAAUGAACUAUGCUUGUGUCAUAAGGGAAAUAGACAUCCAUCUGUAGGAAGUGCCAGAAAGUGAUAAUAAUGCAGCUGUAACAGAAUGUGCUCUAUAUUUUUUUAUACCCAAGUUGUACCUUUUAAAGGCCUGUGUUUUAAAUCAAUACUGUAUAUAUGUUAAUAUUAUAGGUUUUCCUCUAAAACAGUUCUAAACUCAGGAAGCCUAGGUAUUAGACUAACUGAAUCAUAUUGUACAAUGUAUUUUCAGUGUAUAUAUUUGUAGAAGGUGCAUGACUAUGUAUGAAUGCACUAUUAGGUAGAAAACAAACAGAUGCCUUGUAUAAUAAAUAAGUCACAGCAGUGUCCUUCCUGCGUUUAACUUCUUUUGCUGUCAUUGCUUUUAUGAGAUUGUACCCUAAAUAUAUUCAAUAUUUUGUAUCAAGAAAUUGUCACAAAAUAUGUCAAACAUAUUGAUUUAUAAUUGUUAAAAAUCUGCAAGGUUAGAAACUCUGACUACUUUGAGAAUUGCAUGAGGGGAAAAUGAAAUUUCAAAAGUGGUAGAAAGUCUUACAAAUAGUAAAAUCUGUUCAGAUGCAAAUCCCAAAUUUCCCGUAUGUUGUCAUUUUGACUUUUAUUUUAAAACUGAUUAGUCUUAUUUAUGGCAAAUGACAAAACUGAACAGCAAUCAUGAAGUGUCUAAUAAUAAUCAAACUGAAUUACUGAGUGUGCCUGGAUUAUAUUUUACAGUUUCUAUGAGCCAAGGCAACAUUUGAAGUGUAAUAUUAAACCCUGCAUAGAAAUGGUGUACAAUGCUGACUUGGUGUCACAAGCUGUUGUUUUGCAUCUUAAUUUUUAUCCCUCCAGAUAAACACUCCCCCUCUUUUUAUGCCAACUAUUGCAAGUAAUGUCAUACUAUAUGAGUCAAUCAUUCAUCACAAACAGUCAUGCACUUACUUGACAUCCCUUUUCUGUCCUGGGGCUGUGGUUCGGCCGAGGCUUUCUGUAGUGACCACUUAAAGCCCGUGGUCAGUGACAUGGGUUAGGGUUACCAGCAGACACAUAGACCCAUCAUUUGGAUUUGGUUACCAAAUUCUUCUCACAUUUCCUGUCAGUGACAUAAAAUAGACAGUAAAAUAUACAAUAUAAAAGGCUGUUAGGGUGUUACUGUACAUCAAGUCAUGUAGACCUGGGAUGUUUCAGUUAACAAGUAAUGAUUAUAAUACUAAACCAUUAAGGUUCAAAUUAAAACUAAUUUGUAACAGAAAGCAUUCAGCUGGUGAAACACGUUUGAACACGUUUAUAAGGGUUAUUGUUUAAAGAAAACAUUCAGCAGGCUGGAUCAGAAACGGGCAUGUUAGGAAGAGAUUAUAUUCACAUUUGUAAUGAUGAUGACGAUGGAAGGAUGACAGUAACAGUACACACUGUGUUCGUAGCUUGUUGACGAUACGGUGAUAUGUCUUUCUUGAUAAUUUAUCUACCUUAUGCCAUACUGUAAUUUACUGUGUAUUUUGUGUGCUUUUUAUAUAUGUAUCUAUGCUUUAUGCCUGCUGCGAAAUAAUAAUAAAGAUCAGUGAACCAG